Molecule: messenger RNA, 648 nt
Organism: Acyrthosiphon pisum (pea aphid)
Lineage: Eukaryota; Metazoa; Arthropoda; Insecta; Hemiptera; Aphididae
Product: trafficking protein particle complex subunit 8
Exons: 2
Coding region: 135-368 (77 amino acids)
Cellular component (GO): TRAPPIII protein complex
Source: RefSeq, a predicted model, not a curated record
CUAGUGUAUGUGACAAUCGAAAAGCCAUAGAAUAUGCCAACGAGAGUGUAUUGACAUAUUUGAAUACUUGCAGGGUUCCACAAUUUGCAACAAGAGCUACAAUACUAUUUUGUGAAUUAUUUGUCAGCCGGGAAAUGUAUGGAGAGGCUGCUAAAAUGUUUAUUCAGAUGACAAAUGAAGACUCAGAUUUACGUAGUGCUCUACUUUUAGAACAGGCAGCAUAUGCUUUCCUGAAAUCACAAAAACCCCCAAUGUUGAGAAAGUAUGCUUUUCAUAUGGUUCUGGCUGGACACCGAUACUCAAAAGCAACACAAAGAAAGCAGUCACUAAGUUGUUACCAACAAGCUUAUCAGGUUGAAUUUCCUUGAUAAAUCAACUAAACCAGUUCAUAAUUAUAAGUAGAAACUGGGGAAGUCGCUCUGGUGUUUGGUAGAUUUCACUGUAAUGGAUGUGUAGAAUUUGAUUGAUAUUUGAUAAAUGUUAUCAUUGCAUUCCAAAAAUAUUCUAAUUAUUACAUCAUAUAUUCUUGUUGUUAACUUAUAAGUUAUAAGUCAAUACUAAUAUUGUUGAAUUUAGGAUUAUGUUUGUAGAUCGAUCUAGACAAAAAUGACACCACUGCUUUUAGUAAUAAGUAGCAUUUACUAAACG